Planococcus citri (citrus mealybug) is the source of this 2378-nucleotide messenger RNA. Its product is annotated as cytochrome P450 4g15-like. The coding region runs from base 63 to 1562 and encodes 499 amino acids. Lineage: Eukaryota; Metazoa; Arthropoda; Insecta; Hemiptera; Pseudococcidae. The transcript has 12 exons. Gene Ontology annotation, molecular function: oxidoreductase activity, acting on paired donors, with incorporation or reduction of molecular oxygen; heme binding; iron ion binding. The record is from RefSeq and is a predicted model, not a curated record.
CUUCACUUCUUCAGUGUAUCACUUUUGGUUCGUAAAAUUUUUGGAAAUUGAUUUUUAAAAAUAUGAAUCGUAUACUAGUGGUCGUAUAUUUUAUUAUAAUCAUAAUUUUGAUGAAAAUUCUUCAUCGGAUGAGAAACAAAAGAAUGUACCAACUACUGAAGCAGUUCCCUUCGUAUCGUACUUAUCCUCUAAUUGGGAAUGCGUAUAUAUUUUUGGGUUCAUUUGAUGGUUUACUACAAAAAGCAGAGAGGUAUUUGAAGCCAUAUGAUCGCCUCGUGUUCUGGCUUGGUCCUACACCGUGCUUAUCAUUGAAAAAACAUGAAGAUAUUGUGACGAUAUUAAACCACAGUCAGAAUCGAGAUAUGAUAGGUGUAACAGAUCCAUGGUUGGGUACAGGCCUGUUGAAUGCCGGAUAUAAAGACUGGAGAACAUCGAGAAGAAUUCUGAAUCAAGCUUUCAGCUCAGAUAUGUUAUUAAAAUAUGUCGAAGUCUUCAACGAGAAAUCCUCAGAGCUUGUGGAGAAAUUGAGGCCAGUAGCAAAUACUGGUACAGCAGUAGACAUUAUGGAAUAUAUGAUGGAAACGAAUCUAAACGCUAUUCUAGAAAAUUCAAUGGGAGUUUCAAUUCAAAGUAGUGGUGAAAACGGAGAAAACUUUUGGAAAGCAGUUCUCACAUUAAUCCACAGCGGAGCGAAACGUAUUCAGUCACCUUGGCUGCUUUCAUAUUACGUUUACUUGAUCUAUCUAAAAAUCACUGGAGUAAUUAAGGCUGUCCACCAUUUACAAUUUUUGCCAACUAAAAUAUUGAGAGAAAGGAUGAAUACUAAUUCUCAAGCUUCUCAGUUCAUGGAGAUUCCUGCUGAUGAUCGUUCAUCUAGAACUAUAGUCGGUUUACUAAUGAAAAAAUAUCGCGAAGAACCCGACUUUACUGAAAUACGUAUGAGAGAUGAAUUAUUACAAGUAAUUUUUCCGGGACUCGAAACGACAUCACUGACUGCAAGCUAUCUAAUGUUGAUGUUAGCCAUACAUCAAGAUAUUCAGCAAAAAGUUUACGAAGAAAUUAUCCGCCUGGAGGUAGACAAUGAUGGCAGCCUUAGCAUGGAUGAUUUGAAUAAUCACUUGAAAUAUUUAGAUCAAUGUAUCAAAGAAACAUUAAGAAUGUAUAGUCCAGUAAUAAUAACUACCAGACGUACUCACAAAGAAGUUCCACUAAAAGAUGGUGUAAUUGUUCCAGCCAACAUGUUUGUUGUAGCAUUUAUACAUUUUGUAAAUUAUGAUCCUGAACUGUAUGAAAAUCCAUUCAAAUGGGAUCCGGAGCAUUUUAAUGAUCAAACUGUGGAAUGUCGACCAAAAGGUACUCCGAUGAAUUUUGGAUUCGGGCCGAGAUCUUGUAUAGGGUCUAGGUACGCAAUCACGUUUGUCAAAGCACAAAUGGCCCAUAUCUUACGUAAUUACCAUUUAUCAACCAAUAUUAAAGAAGUUCGACACGAAGAUUUGAAAAGUGAUCUCAGCAUCAAACAUAAAUUAGGAUAUCCUAUUAUAUUCAACAGCAGAAAAAAAUAAUAUGGAAUCUUAAGAAAUAUUUUAAUAGAUAUUUUCAUGUUACAACUAAGGAUCCCCAUUUUUUGCUGUCCUAAGUAGUGUUAUCUUAGGCCGUGGCAAAGUUUUUUUUUUUUUUUGCACCCACGGCCUGAGAAUUCAAUUCUAAAAUCACCUUCAAAAAACAUUUGAAGAACAGGUAAAUUACAUCAUUUCUGCAUUGGUGUAGCCAAGGAGUGGCGAAGGGGGCCGUGCUCCCCUUCGAAGUGAAAAUUGGUAACUAAAAAAUGCAAAACUGGACGUUUUUUCAUGUUUUGGACCCAUUUUUUCGAAAAAAUGUUGCUCUCGCUUCGCUCAAGCAGGAAUAAUUUUAUUUUAGGUAUACCUUUGUUUUCAUAAAAUUAUCACACAUCACGAGAGGUUUUCAGAAACUUCCCUCGAAUUUAGGUUUUUUUAUGCUCAACCAGCCACGACCUAAGAAGUGGAUAAUUAAAUUUAGAAUAAGUGGUAUUGGUGGCACACAAUUAACAAUUUCCAGGAAAAAAUUUCGACUAAAAAAAUUGUAAAAAAAUAGGUAAUAAAAAUUGAUGGACUUGGUAAAAUAUGUAAAUUUUCAGAGCAUUACCCAUAUAAUGAGCGGGCAACUAAACAGACACCUUGCAGCAUGUGAAUAUAGAAAUUAAUUAACUGGUAGAUGACCACCUGAGCUAUUACACAGCACUUGACCAGGAAGUACGAAUUUUCUUUCAGUCUAUGUUUGCUUGUCUAAUUCAUUAGUGUUAUCACUUUUAGUUCGUAAAAUUUUUGGAAAUAGAUUUUUUCAAAUAAGUAUGAACCUUA